This is a messenger RNA of Oncorhynchus nerka (sockeye salmon), 396 nucleotides long. RefSeq names its product receptor-type tyrosine-protein phosphatase mu-like. The transcript is spliced from 3 exons. The record is from RefSeq and is a predicted model, not a curated record. Lineage: Eukaryota; Metazoa; Chordata; Actinopteri; Salmoniformes; Salmonidae. Bases 1 to 396 code for a protein of 131 amino acids. Gene Ontology annotation, molecular function: protein binding.
AUGUGGAGACAGUCCGUACCCAAGACGGUCUGUACCCCAGACGGUCUGUACCCAAGACACUCUGUACCCAAGACGGUCUGUACCCAAGACGAGCCUCCGGUGCCCAUCGCUCCCCCGCAGCUGACAGCGGUCGGCGCCACCUACAUGUGGAUCCAACUCAACGCUAACUCCAUCAACGGAGACGGGCCAAUCAUCGACCGAGAGGUGGAGUACCGCACCGUGUCAGGGACCAUGUAUGACCUGCAGCCUGUGGACAAGACCACCCAUAAGAUAGGUCACCUGACACCCGACACAGACUAUGAGAUCAGUGUGCUGUUGACCAGGCCCCUGGAUGGAGGGACUGGGGCCCCCGGGCCUCCUCUCAGGGCCAGGACCAAGUGUGCCGGUGAGUCCUGA